UUAUUCAUACCAAAAACAAACAUACAGCUUACAUAAACAUAUUAAUUUGGUAAAACCAUUUUUAUUUGUCUUCUGUGAUGGAUUCAUAUUACAGUCACUUGGUCCAGCAACUAAAAGUGAUUCGGACAUUAUGUCCUCUGAAUUUCGCAAUGAAACCAGUGUAUUAAGAAAUUAUUUUAGGCCUGGGGAUGUGUUUAUUUUAGAUAGGGGCUUCAGAGAUGUAAUUGACGAAUUGCAUAGCCAUGGCUAUAAAACAUAUAUGCCUGAGUCACUUUUGGAAGGUAAAAAUCAAUUGACCACAGAACAGGCAAAUCGAUCAAGAUGUGUUACAAUGUGUCGAUGGGUGGUUGAAGUUGUGAAUGGUCGAAUAAAACGCGAUUUUAAAUUAUUUCGCCAAGAAUACUUCAACCGCGCAUCGACACACCUUAUGUUAGAUUUUAACAUUGCAUGUGCACUUUUAAAUAAGUUCCAUGCACCAAUUGCGGACCGGCUUGAUGCUCAACAGUUCUUAGAAUUAGCUAAAACUAGAUUAAAUACAAUAAAUCAUUUGGGUGCGUACAUACAAAAUGAAAAUAUUAAUAGAAGGAGAGCCAUUUUCCUAACCAUAGACGCUGAGCAUCCACAUUUGGACACAUUUCCAAGACUAACAUUAUAUGAUCUGAUGACAGUAGCUCUAGGUUCCUACCAGUUGAAACAAGCUCGGUCGUACUAUGGGGAACAUGUCCGUAGAAACGGAAAAUAUGAAAUAGAGUUAGCGAACGACAUUGAGGAUGACUUGCCAUUAAUACUGGGAAUGGACAAGUAUUUAGUAAGGGGACAAAUUAAAUCACGAAAUGUUAGCAGUAAAGUGUACUACGCAUACAUUUUAGUUAAUAGAGCUACAAGUAACUCAUUAGCUGAUAUUGCUGGCUAUUAUUGCAAUUGUUUGGUGGGUAAUCGAACCGUAGGAUGCUGCGCACACGUAAUGACCAUUUUGUGGUAUCUUAGUUGGGCUCGAUUUCGAACAGUUGAGCCGCCGGCUCCGUUUUUAGACGACAUAUUUUAUGAAUGAUCAUGACCAAUAAAACUAUUUUAUUCUUAUAUUCAAACAUUAUUAUUUCCUAUUCCCUUUAUCUACAAACCAUACAUUUAGUAGGUAGGUAUAACCUACCUAUCAUUGUACCUAAUAUUAUUUAGUCAGGAUUAUUCACUGGUUUGAUGGUACUGUUUUCUGUUGUUCUGUAGAGAAUUCAAAUCAUUUUGUUGUAAGUAGGUACUGCUUUUUGGUAGAAGGUUAGCUGUAAAACUAACCUCAAAACUUAAAUAGAAAAUCAAAGAAAAUAAAAACCCCACAAAAUAAAUAGAUCAUUUUUAUUUCCUUGGAAAAUAUGACAUCUCCCCUCUUUUAUCUCCAAUUUUUGCUAUCAUACAACUUAUUUUUAUGCGCAACGGCUGUCCAUAGAAAUAUGGGCAUUCUCCUUUAUAUCUAACACAAAAGCAUCAUCUGCCACAAUGACAUGUGGAAUUUGUUUGUUCCUUCCGGGUAACGGGUAAGGUUCAGGCAAAUUUAAUUUUCCUUGUUGAAGAUUAGCAUAGAAACCAGUAUUUUUGAAAACACCACCAUCCGAUAUUCUUCCUUUACAACCGACAUCUACGUACGUAAACUUAUAAUUUGCAUCAACCAGUGCUAAAAGCACAAUGCUGAAAUGACCUUUGUAAUUGAAAAAGUCGCUUCCAGUAUUACUUGGAGCUGGAAUAACAACGUGUUUGCCAUCCAUAGCCCCAAUGCAAUGAGGGAAAUUCCAAAGAUGGUCAAAUUGGCGCUCUAAGAUCAUCCAUUCUUCUAAAGUGUUAGGCAUCA
This is a messenger RNA of Spodoptera frugiperda (fall armyworm), 1840 nucleotides long. RefSeq lists its product as uncharacterized. Bases 131 to 1051 code for a protein of 306 amino acids. The record is from RefSeq and is a predicted model, not a curated record. The transcript has 2 exons. NCBI's taxonomy places the organism in Eukaryota, Metazoa, Arthropoda, Insecta, Lepidoptera, Noctuidae.